GAAAACGGAUCGUUGCACUUUAUCAAAGAAACGCUGAAAUCCGUAAAAUAAUUAAGUUUUCUAUGGAUCUAAAGUAAUUAAAUAAUCAGUACUUAUUAAUUUUAAUCAUGUUCUGGAGCGGGAACUAUAUAGCUGUGAGGGAGCUAAAUUCCUUGCUCAAAGAAGAGAAUGUGACGCUCAGUCAGGUGCUGGAGGCAGAUGAUGUCCUGCAGGAGUGCAAAGCGGAUAACAAGGCACUCAUACAGUUCCUCACACGUCCAGACAUCCUAGCGGAGCUGGUAACACUCAUCACAGAGGAGCCCCCCAAGAAUGUGGAGCUCAGCCUCCAGUACCGGCACGCCUCCAUAGCCUGUGAGGUCCUCACGUCCCAGCUCCCUACGCUCUCGGACCGGCUGUCCAUGGACACGGUGCAGAUGCACAGGCUCUGUGACUUCAUCAAUAGGGAGCCUCCGCUGAACCCGCUGCUGGCGUCAUACUUUAGUAAAACUAUUGAGAUGCUGCUUGACAGGAGUCCUAAACAGGACUGGUACUUAUACCAUAUCGUGUGCCUUCGCGUCCUGGACUUCCUUAAGGCGCGGCGCGACUUCCUACCCAAUCUGCUGCGGCACUUGCAUACCUCCGCGGUGUUGGACGCGCUCAAAUGCUUCAUACGGCUUAAUGAUCUCUUCAAUAAGCUCAUUAUGGAGUGGCUAGAAGAGCACCAGUUCCUCGAAGCCCUGAUCGCGAUCAUCUGCGGCACGUACGAGCCGCCGCCCCUCGCGCCGCGCGCGCCGCCCUGCGAGCUCGAGAAAGGCCAACAGGAGGAGAGUGAGAAAGCGGAGAAGGAGGCCGUUGAGAAGGGGGACCUGGACGCGCAAGAUAAAGAAGUACGAGAAGGCCUACCGACGUCUGAGCAGGCGACGGGCGACAAUGCACAGGCUGAAGCGGAAGCGGAGGCGAAAGCGGAGCGGGCGGCGGAGCGAGUUCGCGCCAUCGCCGCCGCCAACGCGGCCGCUCUGCUUACUGACAUCAUCCUUAAUGGUUGUGCGGCUGAUUACAGCCAGGUUUCGCCCGCAGGGAAUACAAGGUCCCGCACGGCGCAGGCGCUGGUGGCGCGGGUGACGUCCCCGCGCGGCGUGGGCGCGCUGCUGCAGGGCGUGUUCACCAGCCCCGGCCCGGCGCGCCGCCACGCGCUGGUGCACGGCGCCAGGCUACUGCUGGCCAUGAGGGAGGACCAGGACUACAACGCCGAACAGGGUGGGUCAGGAGGGGCCAGCACUCGUAACGGCGUGGAGUUGGCUGUGGCGCCGCAUUUGCCGCUUCUACACACGGCGCUGCUGCAGCCACCUGAACCUUAUAUGCAUGAGCCGUCAUCAUGGGAAGCGCCGACGGACGGCGGCGGGGGCACCGCCGUGAGCGCCGCGGGCGACGCCGCCGUCACCACCGAGGUGCCCGCGCCCGAGCGAGGCGACCCCGCACCGCUCUCCGAGGCAACUGCUCCGCACGAGGCGACUCCACCGCACGAGGCACCGGCGCCACUCGCGGAGGCAAACGUCAAACCUGCCGAGCCAUCUGAGGGAUCUACCGAGGCAACGGCGGAGGCUAAAGAGACGUCAGCUACGGAAGUGCCGACGGAGGCGCCUAAACCUCCUCCCGCCCCGCGAGUGGCGGUGGGCGCGGCGCGUCUACAGGUUGCAGCAUUGCUGGCGGCAUUGUGUGGCUCGGAGGUGGAUGAAGUCGCUUCCACUAUGCUUACACUAGGUACCCCGGGCGUUCUUAUUGACAUGUUCUUCGCGCACCCGCACAACAACUUCCUCCACGCGCAGGUCAUGGUCAUGGUCCGGAACGCGCUCACCAACCGCGCUUACAGGACGCAGUACGCCCGACACAUAUUGGACGAGUGCGACUUAUUCAACAGACUAAUGGAUAUUUAUGAAGAAAAUGAAACGAACAGGGGUACGGCGAGCAGUCCCCGAGCCGGCUACAUGGGCCACGUGGUGCGGCUACUGCGGACGAUCGCUCCCACGCUAGAGGAACGGACUCCGGCCGCGGAACGAUGGGCGGCGUCUUCCAUAGAAUCGCUUAUUAAACAACUCGAUACGCCUCUGGGGUACGGCGAGCAGCCCCGAGCCGGCUACAUGGGCCACGUGGUGCGGCUACUGCGGACUAUCGCUCCCACGCUAGAGGAACGGACUCCGGCCGCGGAACGAUGGGCGGCGUCUUCCAUAGAAUCGCUUAUUAAACAACUUGAUACGCCACUGGGGUACUGCGAGCAGCCCCGAGCCGGCUACAUGGGCCACGUGGUGCGGCUACUGCGGACGAUCGCUCCCACGCUAGAGGAACGGACUCCGGCCGCGGAACGAUGGGCGGCGUCUUCCAUAGAAUCGCUUAUUAAACAACUUGAUACGCCACUGGGGUACGGCGAGCAGCCCCGAGCCGGCUACAUGGGCCACGUGGUGCGGCUACUGCGGACGAUCGCUCCCACGCUAGAGGAACGGACUCCGGCCGCGGAGCGAUGGGCGGCGUCUUCCAUAGAAUCGCUUAUUAAACAACUUGAUACGCCACUGGGGUACGGCGAGCAGCCCCGAGCCGGCUACAUGGGCCACGUGGUGCGGCUACUGCGGACGAUCGCUCCCACGCUAGAGGAACGGAUUCCGGCCGCGGAACGAUGGGCGGCGUCUUCCAUAGAAUUGCUUAUUAAACAACUCGAUACGCCACUGGGGUACGGCGAGCAGCCCCGAGCCGGCUACAUGGGCCACGUGGUGCGGCUACUGCGGACGAUCGCUCCCACGCUAGAGGAAAGGACUCCGGCCGCGGAACGAUUGGCGGCGUCUUCCAUAGAAUCGCUUAUUAAACAACUUGAUACGCCACUGGGCGGCUACUACCCCUCUGACAACACGUAUGAAGUCGAGCCGGAGGGCAUGGUCGAGGUGGAGACUCGUCUGUACAAUCUCUCUAAUGUGAGUAAUACUAAUUACAGCGACUUCGCGACCGAUGAAGAUUUGAGUGAGGUUGCGUCGUCGGCCAACAUGAAUAAGUUUUUGGAGCUGUCCAACCAGCGCAUGUGCGACCAAUCAGACAUGUGGGACGACGCGCCAGAAGGCGAAGCGGAGGAGGAAAGAGACAGAGAUAGGGAAGACGACGCGGGGGAAAAGGACGACGACGACGGCGAGGCGAGAGCCACCGUGCACGACGUCCUUGCUCCUGUUAGCCCCGUGAGUAUACAGUGCGGGAGGGAAGGGGACAGAGAUAGGGUAGACGACGCGGGGGAAAAGGACGACGACGACGGCGAGGCGAGAGCCACCGUGCACGACGUCCUUGCUCCUGUCAGCCCAUGGGAAAGCUCGUUCGAGGAAUCCAACAUGGCGGGCGAGGGCUGGGCGCAGUUCUCGGCCGACGCGUUCGGCGCCCCGAUCGACCCGUUCGCCAACACCGACGCGUUCGCCAAAUCAGACGCGUUCGCUAACGACGCGUUCGCCAAGUCGGACGCGUUCGCUAACGACGCGUUCGAGAAAGACGCGUUUGCGAGUGCUGCGUUUAAGAAGGAAUUCGAUGCGUGGCGCUAUCAAGAUAAGGGGGAUGAUGUAAACGGUACUAGCGGUGUAGAGCAAUCCCUCCACGACCUACGGCUCGAUGCUAUGGAUAAACCACUAGAUGAAUUAAGCAGCUCUCUGGCCGACAACCUCCGUACCGCUAUGAGCUCUAUGACGCCCGAGGUAAUAGCAAACAUCGUGAACGCAAACAUGACGCCCGCGCUCGACGUUCCGCUUGACGUACCCAACGCGUCCAACCCCACAGAUGCGUCCAACGCGUCCAACACCAAGGAAACGUCCAGCACGUCCAGCACGCCCAGCACCGCCAACGAACCAUCCAACACACCAAGUGAAAGUGAAAAAGUCAGUGAUAAUGAUUCUAAAGAUCAAAAUCAGGUUCAAGACCCCUCCGAGAGCUGAUCCUCUCGUGGUGCGUAGUUUUCAGUGGCGGAGCGUCCGUAACUCGACUCCGCGGAGGGAGUUGGGUGCAAUCCUACAGGUAUCGAAGCCACAUUAUCGGCUUGGCAUGACGCGUCGCCACUGGUGGGUCGAGGGCCCCCUAUCGGCAAUACGUAGUAAAAAUGGAACACAGAAAAAUGAUAGUGAUAGGUUUUCACCACUUUCGAGUCUCAGGGUUCUAAAUUUGCCAGCCAAAAAGCGUCUUUGUGGUUUGAAAUUUAGAAUUUAAUUUUGCUCGAGAGCUUAAAAACCAUAUUGGUAUCUUGUGUCUAUUUUCACUUCGAGCGCCAUAGACCCUCGGUCGGCAAAGAUGCAAUACUUAAUCCCUUGUAACUCUGAGCCAUAAAUGUAUGACUCGUUUGGUCCUAGGCAUGGUAUCUUUGCAUGCUUUACAGCAUUUAUCUGAAUAAGGUAACCAUUAGUAAUUCUUAUUGCAAUGUGAUAAGGUCUUCUAAUGGGCACUCUUGUUAAUCUGCGAGUCUUUCUUUGUAUACAGUAAGCUGCAGAGAUUGAUGACCUCCCUGCAAACAAGUUUUUUAUCAGCUUACUGUAUUCUUAAAAAUCUGAAAUAGCACCAGCUUCGCACAUAGCCAAUAACGUUUUAUAUCGAUAUUUUUAACACCUGCCUUAGACUUGACGUGUCAUACAUUUAUCAUUCCAAUUUGGCAAUAUUUCGCUAUGUAUAGCUGACUAUUGGCUGUGUUUCUAAUUAUAAUAUACCUGGGAACAGUAGGGCUGCGGCGGGUCCGAGCCUAGAGCCUUGCGGUACUCCGUGCGACAGGCGACGAUAAAUUAAACUUUAUUGCUUUGUCAGAAGGUUUCUUUUUCUGUGUUUUUAUUUAUAACUAUAAAUUGUUUUGUGUUGAUACGAAUUGGUACAAUAUUUUGGUCAUGGUCAGAUUUUUACUUCUAUUAACAAGAAAUCAAACAAUGAGAUAAUUUGGAAAAAGCUAUAACAACAUAACUUAGGAAAAAUAUUUUUUCCGUUUGGAACUUAAAGUAACAAAAAAAAAACAGUUGAUUCGGUCUUUCGACCAAUCAUAAAAUGGCCGAAUUACCUAUUUAAGUGUUUUUUCUUUGCAAUAUUUUAAAAUCCGAAUAGACUAUACUUAAAACGCAGGUAAUGCUUAUCAAUAAAAUUAGUUUUUCUUUAAUUUUUCCAAGUCUCGUCGCACGGCACGUCCGUGUGUAGUCGAUCAACGUUUGUAUAUAAAUGUAUAGGUGUAACAAAUAAUAUGGGCAAUUGAAUCGAGCUUUAUAUUUGUAAAUAUUUGGCACGGCUAGGCCGCAAACGAGCUUCACGAUGACGUAAUACUUUAACGGGUAGCUUUUGAACGCCAUAUGUUGAAAAUGUCACUCAUACGCCAACAUCAUAGGAGCAAUUUAACAUAAACCUUAUUUGAAAGCGUGAAGGCUAUAAUGAAAGCGUAAGCCGUAAAAGCCCCUGUACACAAUGGCCCAGCGUGGGCCAGUCUGGGGGACGCAUUUAUAUUGCUAUCUCAUUCUAAG
This is a messenger RNA of Cydia fagiglandana, 5480 nucleotides long. RefSeq lists its product as uncharacterized. The record is from RefSeq and is a predicted model, not a curated record. The transcript has 28 exons. Bases 108 to 3932 code for a protein of 1274 amino acids. Gene Ontology annotation, molecular function: protein phosphatase binding; protein phosphatase regulator activity. Gene Ontology annotation, cellular component: cytosol; nucleus. NCBI's taxonomy places the organism in Eukaryota, Metazoa, Arthropoda, Insecta, Lepidoptera, Tortricidae.